AUGAUUAUACAGACCCUAGAACAAGAUAAGUUGAAGUUACCCAUCGUGAGACACGAUGUUCGCAGGUAUUUUGAUCUGUCCAAAUUUAAAUUAGUCGAAUUUCAGACUCCAAAUAACCAUGAGCGUGAAUAUAUUAUCCCGACAGUCGAUACAGACGCGGAAGAUAUUAUAAAAUAUGAACAUGCGUUAAAAACACAAGUUGCCAUAGAAUACAAACAUGAAAUCUCAGACAUGAUUAAGAAGAAAAUACUAGUCGUACGCACGCUAAAAAUUAUUAAGAUUAUGAAGAUUCCUAUGGACGAAUAUAAGAAGAGCUCUAAACUUAACGAGGCUUUACUUCAGUUGAAUAAUUUAUUCACCAACAAGAAUGAUCCAAAGAAUGAUGAUGAAGUUGGCACCCGUAUGAUGAAGAAACAAAUUUUUGGAAAAUCAGGCUUCUCGGGAAAGAGUAUUAGAAAGAGGAUAGCUCUCUACAUGCCCAUAGACUUCCAGAUGGACGUUAUUAACUACAACGAUUUCCUCUUCACUUACCAUCCCAAUAUGGAUCUAAUGAAAAAACUUGACCGACAGGCCAAUUAUUUCGACAUUGGCAUAUUCAAUUAUAUAGGAUCGCAUUUCAUAGCCCUCGGCCACUUCAUCAUUCUCAAACUGGCCCACAAGCACUACAAUAAAUUUUUCGAAAUUGGGAAUCUCAAGUUCCACAACUGGCAUAGCAUCCUAGGAUUCAACCAUUCGGACAGAUACAAAGUGUUGGAUCUUCUAUGUGACGAAAGUAAUUCUUACGAAGGAGAUAAAAAGAGAAGAGAACUCUACUUAAAAAAUAACAUAUCCUCCACUACAGAAGAAUGCACCGUUUUGGAGUUCCUUAUACAUCACAUCAAUAAAUACCAAAUGGAGUUAUUUACGAAUGCCUCCAAGCUCAACUUAAAUUUGCAAAUGUUAAUGGAGAAUACGCAUUUAAAAGAAAAGUAUUUUAGCUUCAUGUGCAAAAAGGAUACCGGUGAGCCUUGUUCUAUCUAUGAUGGUCCUAAAUUUAAAGAAGGCGAUGAGGAGCAAAUGCCAUUUGUAGACAAUGAUAACUAUACCUUCAAACCGACCCAACUUAUUUCCCCGGUAAAGGACAAUCCUUAUGAUAUUUAUACAAACUAUUUCAACUUUAUAAAGUAUUAUAACGAGUUUAAUAGGGACCAUGUUUUGUACAUCCACCUGCUCAACAUUAUCGGCUUGUUCAAUGGAGAUAUGGGUGCCUAUGUUAGCUCUCUCUACCUACCGGGGUACUACAACGCGAUACAAUUGGCUUACGAAGAGAACCAAUCGAUGAAGGAACUCUCCGAUAACCUCGUAAAAUGUGUCGAAAUGUGCUACAGUAGGACUAUGCAGAAGAAAUCCAUUGUAUUCAAAAUCAGCUCUCUAUUUAAAAAGAAAAAGUUCGACUCUUCCAAGUGUAACAUAUGUGAAGGAACCCUGUUCUACAUUAACAACCAAGUGCAGGACAGUAUGUCCAUGUUACAAAAAUACAACGGAUACAUGUCCAAGGUGCUCAAGGUCAACGUCGUAAGCCACCUCAUUAGGUUUAUGAAUAUAUAUGAAGAGUACAACAGCUUCCUAAUGCACGAUUUGAACUGGUUUACAUUUCUCCUUCUAUUUAGAAUGACUACAUAUAAAGAAAUCGGGCAAUACAGUAUAUCCAACGCCAUGUACCUGGACAUUCAAGACGAAGACACGCGCAAUAGGACUAUGGUUACGUACCACUGGUAUCCCUCCUACUUGAAGAAGUACAUAACAAAUCGCACGAGGAAGAACGAAGCAGUGAACCUGCUGAAAGAGCUCGAAAAAAUGAUAGACAAAGAUAUCUUAGAGAAGAUGAAGAAGUGCAUUAAGUUUGUAAUCCACGUGAACUCCAUCCUACAGAUGGACUUCUUUUAUUACCUGAACGAAACACCUCUAGGACAGCAACACCCAUAUGGUUUGACGAUGGAGAUCGAAGGGAAGUUCACCGAUUGGUUCUCGAACUACAUGUACAGCUUUCCCUUAAUAAAUUACGAAGACCCCAAGGGAAGGUACAACAUGCCAGAGCAACAGAAAAAAGGACAGUUCGUUGCUCCCAAGUAUAGUAAGUGGAAUUUACACUUGAAGAAAAUUAUCGAGCAGUCUUUUAUCAACCAGUUUAAUCAAAAACACGUAAAAAAUUUAUUCAAACAUUUUGGCACAUACAACAUAAGUAACAAAAUAAUGCUACUCAGAGAUUCAUAUGAACUCUAUAUAAAGAAUUUUGAAAAUAUUUCUUUCCUUGGAGAUAUUAUGCUUCUAAGGAAAUUUUUUGGUGCUACUCCUAAAUCGAUUAUUAUAAGGCAGAAGAUGCACUACUUCCUUCACAACAUCUUUGGAAACCCUCUGAACUUUUACAAAUUCGGUUUAAUCUAUGGGUACACCUUUGACAAGGUUUACCUCAAAGAAGUUGUGGAUGCAUUGCAUGUGAUUUAUCAGAUGAACCAGGCUAUUUUCACAGAAAUAUCCUUCCUACAGACUGUUCGUUUACUCUUCAGGAAAAUUCAAUACAGCUUCUUCUCCCACAGAAGAAACGACGACAUAAGCAUGAACAACAUCUUCUUCUUCAAUGUACGCUAUGAUUACUCCAAGCUGAAAAAGGAAAUGAGAGAGGAAGAAAUCCACCAAUCCAUGGCUUCCAGAUUUUAUGAAAAAACUAUGUACACUCUAUUUCAAAUGAUGUUCGUUACACGCAUAAGCAAACACAUAAAUAAGUUAGACAGAAAGUUUGGAAAUGCUAGCAUGCUAGGUCUGGCGGUGGAUGAGGAACCGGCACUCCAAUUUAAGUAUGUCUACUAUGGCAGUAUGUUCGAUAGCAUGUUAAAUGUCUUCUUUCCUAUGUUUAUAAAGAAACCUGUUGUUCAGCUCAAGUACGGAAAGACCUUUGUACUUGCCAACAUGUAUAAGUUGGCAUCUGAACUCUUUGCCAUCUACAAUUUGAACAACUUGAGUACACUCUGUGAUUAUCAAUCCAUGACCAGUGCUAAUACAUAUGUCUUUAAUAAGACGAUGAAGUUCCUCGACAAGAAGUUUUUGCCCCUUGUCGUGGUGGCCUUCUUUAUGAAAAUCAACUUGGAGAUAAAAGAAGCGAAUGCAGGAGAAGGAUUCUGGAAGACGUACUACAGUUCCCGAUUUGAGGGACCAGCACAGAUGUCGCAACAUUUCGCCUACUUAUCCUUAUAUACUGGUGGAAACAUAUUCAUGCGGAACCAUUUAUUCUUCCCGAAUCCGCUGGGCCAAGAGCUGUCAAAGCAAACAGAAGGCCUCGUAAAUGCUCCUCCAAGGGAAAAGCCAGAGACGCAUCGAAUCAGUGGAUUAGUUUUAAUUGGAAUGGUCCACUCUCUUUCAAUCACAUUCUUCAUUUUUACUCUUCUAAGGUGGUAUGCCUUUUACGACAACGUUAUUUUUCUAAUACGAAGCACUUUCCGUGUUUUCGAUAGAUUCUACACCAUCCUGGAAAAUUAUGUUAACGUAUUCAUAAAAAGAAUGUACAACCGAGUUACAGCGGAUAUUCUGCUCAAGUCACUCAGACGGGCCUACGACAGAGCCAAGAAUGAGGGCUACUAUGAGGAGGGUAUUAAGGCCCGACUUAGCGACAAACAAUUUUCACAAAGGGAAGAAAGUCAGGAGUGUUCAGAAGCACCUCCCGUCUUAACAGAAGUCGACAUCGAGUCUGUUCAGGAAAAUAGCAGUCUAUACUACGUAGACAAUGAGUCCAUGUUUGAAGACCUCGAUGAUGAUGAGCAGUUCUUAAACGAGAGAGAUAUUAUUUUUUAUGAGGAUAACGUUGACAAGAGGGGUAUUUACAAUUAUGUCCCUGUAAGUGGUCCGCAGUAG
Molecule: messenger RNA, 3885 nt
Organism: Plasmodium knowlesi strain H
Lineage: Eukaryota; Apicomplexa; Aconoidasida; Haemosporida; Plasmodiidae
Product: cytoadherence linked asexual protein, CLAG, putative
Exons: 9
Coding region: 1-3885 (1294 amino acids)
Biological process (GO): adhesion of symbiont to microvasculature
Source: RefSeq, a predicted model, not a curated record